AUGGAGUACGAAGAAGAGAUGAGUGAGUUUAAUACAUCAGAGGUCGAUUGGGGUGACAACACUAACAACUCAAGGGAAGAAGGAGAAGCCUACCAUUCUGAAUCAUGGGAUGAAAAAUCUGUUUCUGAAAUUAGUUCAGAAACAGUAGAUGAACGUGAAGAGAAGCCUUGGACUAAGGAGGCUACAUCAAAGGCUGACUUCGGAGAGGAUCCAGAGCAGCGUGAGGAUAGAGAACCGUAUGAAGACUCACGGACUGAAGAUGGAGAUUCUCAAAAUAGAUAUGGAGAUGAGCAAUGGCGUGAGGAAGAAGAAAUCAUCUAUGACGGAUAUGAAAGAGAAUCACAAUUUAGCCUAGAAGAAGAUUAUUUCAGCGAUGAGACAUACCCCGGAGAACUCAAUCAUGAUGGAGAGACAUCCAACGAAGAUAAACCAUGGUGUGAAGAGACGAAUUCUCAAGAUAGCCUAGAAGGCACCGAGCAAUAUGGUGAAGAAACUUGGCACCACGAGGCUGAAUCAGAGGCAAGCUUUGAAGGUGAAUCAUAUUAUGGAGAAGAAGAUCACGAACCAAGGUACAUCACCUUUUCAGGUCAUGGCCACGGGUCUGAAGCGUGUUUGAGAUGGGUGAGAGACAUGGAAGAAUGGUUUUCAUAUAGCCAAAUCCCCGAGGAAGAGAAGACUAAUUGUGCAGAGGAGACUCUCACCGAAGAUGCUUAUAGGCAUUGGGAUCGAGAUGCAUACCAACGACUUGAGUAUGAUGAACCAGCCGCCAUUUGGGAAGAGAUGAAGCAGCUCAUAAGUGAUGAGUUCGUUAGAGAUGUUGACAACAUGCGUCAAUAUUACUCACGAAUAUACACCAAUCCUGAGCCAACAAGAUGGAUCCUAGCCACUAGACCAAAACCGAAGGCUACACCUAAGAGAUAUUGCAGCCCUAAGCCAAAGAAAAUGUCAACACACGAGCACGUGGACAUGGAUCUCGAGAUACAAAAGAAGAUCGUAGAGAAAGAAGAAGAACCACCAGACGGACAACAUCAACUUCAUCUGAGCAAUACACCAGCCCUUACUCGAGAUCCUACAAUUUUGAGGACAAAAUCCAGUCAAGGGGGAGGGUAUGAUGCGGUCAUCAAACAUGUAGCUGGCUUGGAGCUCCAUCAAACAUACCAUUCAAACCGCAUAGGAUUCGACAAGGACAUAUGUGCCUUUCUUAGAGAAUACCGAAUUAACCACGAAGAUUCAGAGCAUCAAACCACUUGGGAAACGUUUUCAGCUCAACGACAGAAAGCCAUGAAUUUAAAUCAACCCAAUCGGAGUUCCGACGAAGGAGAGAUUUAG
Molecule: messenger RNA, 1329 nt
Organism: Arabis nemorensis
Lineage: Eukaryota; Viridiplantae; Streptophyta; Magnoliopsida; Brassicales; Brassicaceae
Source: the annotation of a GenBank genome assembly